Staurois parvus is the source of this 351-nucleotide messenger RNA. The record is from the annotation of a GenBank genome assembly. Lineage: Eukaryota; Metazoa; Chordata; Amphibia; Anura; Ranidae.
CACUGACUGGCCUUGAUAGGUGGCACUGAUUGGCAGCACUGAUAGGUGGCACUGACUGGCAUUGAUAGGUGACACUGAAAGGCAGCUCAGAUAAGCACUGAUAUGUGGCAUUGAUGUGCACUGGUAGGCACUGAUAUGUGGCAUUUAUGUGGCACUGAUGGGCACUGGCAGGUGGCACUGAUGAGCAAUGACAGGUGGCACUGCUGGGGCUACACUGGUCAUCAGGGCACACUGAUCAUCAGUGCCCUGAUGAUCACUGUCAGCGUGACAGGUCGUGAGGAGAGAAAUGCCAAUAACCGGCAUUUCCCUAUUUACAUGAGAUCAGCUGUGAUUGGACACAGCUGAUUACAU